This is a messenger RNA of Colletotrichum gloeosporioides, 1818 nucleotides long. RefSeq names its product MFS transporter prlL. Gene Ontology annotation, molecular function: transmembrane transporter activity. Bases 1 to 1818 code for a protein of 605 amino acids. Gene Ontology annotation, cellular component: membrane. The record is from RefSeq and is a predicted model, not a curated record. Lineage: Eukaryota; Fungi; Ascomycota; Sordariomycetes; Glomerellales; Glomerellaceae. The transcript is spliced from 6 exons. Gene Ontology annotation, biological process: transmembrane transport.
AUGAUCACCUUCAACUUUGGCCACGCAAACGGUUCAGCUCCGGCCGGUGGAACUUCAGAAAGUCUGUCGUGGCAACUACAAGAAGCUGCGCGUGUUUCAAUGGAAAUCGCUGUUCGAUCCGAGGGCUGGGAAAACAAGCACAGCAAUACGCUUCUUGUUGCUUUAUUCCUUCUCGCUUGGUUUGAGAUCACCUGUGACAAUGCAGAUAACGCCCGGCCCUCUUUCCCCUCCACUCUGGCAGAAGACAUUAUUGUGAAAGGUCGAGACUGGAACUCGGGGUCAACCCACGUAUUCCAAUGGCUUACGCUUCUUGAUUCGAAGAUGUCCCAUAUGGGAGGCCGCCAUCUCUUGACCGAAGGUGCCCACAAAGUGGCUUUGCAACCAAGACCUACAGUGUCUCCUGACGAAGACGUUGACGAUGAAGAUAGCGAGAUAUCUGUGGAGAGCUGGGAGCCCUCGUCUCAUGACAGCACAAGAGUUAAUGGAUAUCCAGAGACUCCCCAGAAUCGUCUGGCCUAUUUGCUGUCGUCGCAACCACCACUGUCACCGUCGCCAAGGGUCAUCAGGGCGGACAUUUUCAACAUCAUCUUGCAGCCCGCGUUUGAGUUUCAUAUAAAAUCACAGGCAUACUCUAGACGCAUCGGAUGUCACGAUCGCCAUCACAGAAUACGCGAGACACCUGAGGAUGAGUAUGAAGUCAUCACCGCCUGCAGAGGUUAUGAAGAAGAGCUGCAGGAACUUUGGAGGCACAGACCAGGAAUAUUAAAUCUCAGUGCACGCCAACUGAAGCAUUUUGUGAGCGAAAGCAUCGCCAAGAGGCUGGAGCAACUUUUCAGCGUCUAUAUCGCAACCUUCUGGGCGCAUUUUCUUUACAUUCACCGAGUUGCAUUCUGGGCCCUGAAGCAUACGGCCAUUGCAAGGAAAGCCGUGAAAGAGACGGGAGACAUGCUCCGUCGUAGCGUUGGGCAGGCAGCAACAGAUGUUGCAUUUGAUGCAGACGUCCCCCGCCUGUCAGACAAUGUGAUACAUCCAGGGCUUAUGUGGACUUGUUAUCUGUUUGGGUGCGAGGUGGCAGAUCCUGUGCAGCAGGAUUGGACUGUUCGUCAACUCAGGGCGCUAGGAGAGCUGCAGCCAACUUGCGAGGGUGGCUCCAAUGACGAGGACGCCGCCAGGCUACAAUCUCCGCGUCUGGACACAAAGGGUGCGCAGAACGCCCUCAAAAUUGAAAAGAAUGAAGAGAAAGAUGUGGAAAUGGUUGAAGAUGUCGAAACCCCCCGUUCCACUGGAGCUCUCUGUCCGGAUAAAGACAUGGAGAGAAGGAUUGUGCGCAAAAUUGACAUUCGGCUGAUGCCUUUUACGGCACUGAUUUACCUGCUAUGCUACUUGGAUAGAUCGAACAUCGGCAAUGCAAAGAUCCUCAACUCUUCCACUGGAGACUCUCUCCUCGAUUCGACUGGUAUGACCAACUACCAGUACACAAUUGCCCUCAUGGUCUUCCUCGUCUCCUACACAGUAUUCGAGGCUCCCAGCAACUUGGCGCUGAAGGUGUUUUCACCUAAUAAAUGGCUGGGCUUUCUCAUUAUUGGUUUUGGCAGCUUUUGUACUGGCAUUGGUGACGCCAAUAGCUUUGCCUCUGUCGCGGUUCUUCGAUUCUUUCUCGGAGCGUUCGAAUCAGGGGUGUUUGCCGGAAUGAUCUUCUACAUGAGCUUCUGGUACAGGCCCGAGGAACGUGCCUCUCGCAUAGCCAUUUUCCUCGGAAGUGCCACCCUUGCCGGUGCUUUCGGAGGGUAUGUCUCGAGAGACCAGAUUGUUCUAUGA